Molecule: messenger RNA, 4470 nt
Organism: Haplochromis burtoni (Burton's mouthbrooder)
Lineage: Eukaryota; Metazoa; Chordata; Actinopteri; Cichliformes; Cichlidae
Gene: rin1b
Product: Ras and Rab interactor 1b
Exons: 12
Coding region: 309-2681 (790 amino acids)
Biological process (GO): vesicle-mediated transport
Cellular component (GO): cytosol; endocytic vesicle
Molecular function (GO): guanyl-nucleotide exchange factor activity; small GTPase binding
Source: RefSeq, a predicted model, not a curated record
UGUGAUUUGGAUUGGUGUGAGUGAGUGAGUGUCAGAGUCAGGGAGGCGGGAGGGGGGCACACAGUGUGUCUCUGCUGUGACUGUGUAUCACUUCAGAUGCUCAGACAGAAUUAAAAAUGCGCUCCUCCGCCUUGUCGCCGGUGUUGUGCGCAUUUUCUUGACAAGCCCGUGUUCCCACAGCAUGGUGCUCGGACUCGGAGGCUCGGCACCCUCUUCGUACAUAACCAUCAAACUCUCGCGGACGCUUAAUUAAGACAGCAGACUGCGCACAGCGCCCCGCAGCACCUGUUCCCACCUUCAGAUAGAAGAUGCAGGAGGUGGGCAGUUCCCAGCGAGGCUCUCAGCGGGCCUUCAGCGUCCUGGAUCGUUUGCUGCUCACACAUCCUGUGUGGCUGCAGCUGUCACUCAACCAAGAAGCUGCCCUCUACAUCCUGCUCAGAGAACCUGUCGGGACAUUUCUAGUGCGCAAAUGCAGCUCUACCCAGAGGAAGGUGCUGUGUUUGAGGGUGACAGCGGACAGAAGUGCCUCCUCUGUUAAGGAGUGCUUCAUCUGUGAGGAGGACUCCACGUUCGCCUUGGAGAGCUCAGCACUCAGCUUCCCUGACUUGUGUCGACUGGUGGCCUUCUACUGUAUCAGCAGGGAUGUGUUGCCUUUGCCUCUGCAGCUACCUGAUGCCAUCGUUAGAGCGUCAACACACAGGCAGCUGGAGGCCAUCUCACACAUGGGACAAGACUUCUGGAGUUCACCGAGUGCUUCAGACAUCCAAAAUGGACCGAUGGAGCCAGUUGCAUCCACCAGUCAGGCCCAGACUGGGGUCCAGGACCGAUGUCCCCUGCUGUCAAGGGGCACACAAGGCAAACUGUGCUUCAUUAACCCGCUCUUUCUGCAGCUGGAGGUUUGCAAGCAGCAACAGCUCACAAACCACAGUGCCUCCAACAAACGGCACCGCUUCAAGCGCAGCAUGCGGCUCCGGCUCUCUGAGUCCUCCAUGAAUCUGUCCCUCGAGGGGGUUGGUUCCUACUCACCUCCCCUUUCGGUUGAGCAACCUGGUGGGUCAGAAAGGCUGAACAAGACCAACGACAACCCACAGAGGAGAGUUCACGCCGGUGCAGGCGUCCUGAGGAGAACUCCUGCUGUUUCACCUGGAUCUGCUGAGGAGGAUGACCUGAUGUCUGUCUAUGUGCCACAAACAUCUCCCAAGGUGGAGGAGCCUCCGAAGCCCCAGCCGUCUGGCCCAGCUGAGGAGCCAGGCAUCGAGGUGGCACUUCUGGCCAUGGAGCGCCGCCCGGCUCCAUCUUUGGCUGAGCUCGACAGCAGCAGUUCCUUCAGCAGUAUGGAUGAGGACCAUGACUCAGACACGGAACCUGAAAGCAUGUCCCAAACCCAAAUGCACGCCUACCAUCGCCCGCCACUCUUGCGCUCUCGAGGUCGCGGCGGGCUGCACCGCAUGAGCGAGGCAUUUGUGUGCUUCUUUGCACCAGACAAGCGGCUCACCCGGCUGGUGGAAGAGCUGUCCAGAGACAGGCGUUCAAUCUUCGGGGGUAUCAUUCAGGACUUCCUCCUAGAGCAGAGAGAGGUGCUCAAAUCCCUGACGUCUUCGCCUUCGGCAUCGUCCUCAUCACGCGUGACCUCCGUGCAGAUUCUGCAGGGUCUGCGCCUCUUUCUGUCCCAGGCAAAGUGUUGCCUGCUGGACAGCGGAGAGCUGGAGCCUCCCAUUGAAACCCUGGUGCCAGAGAACGAGAAGGACCUGGCGUUGGAGCGCUCCAUGUUCUCCUGUGUGCUCAGGCCUCUGAGGUCCCACCUCGAGAAAGCCCUGGUCGCUUUGCACAAUCAGGACGGCUCCACCCAGCGUCUCACCCAGAACCUGCUCCGGCUGAAAGGGGACGCCACCAUGGAAAGGCUCGGUGUUCGGACGGGCGUUCCAGACAGCCGAGAGGUGGAGAGGGUGAAGCAGAAACUGGUCCUGAUGCAGCGGACCCACUCGCCCAUCGACAAGGUGCUGCUGCUGCUCCAAGUGUGCAAGUGUGUGCACAAGGCCAUGGGGUCCUUACACGGACAGGAAGUUAGCUGGGACGACUUCCUGCCGUCGUUGUCUUAUGUGAUCGUGGAGUGUAACAAGCCUCACAUCCUCAUAGAGGUGGAGUACAUGAUGGAGCUGCUGGAGCCCUCGUGGCUCGGAGGAGAGGGUGGCUACUACCUGACCAGCGUGUACGCCAGCCUGCGUCUGAUCCAGAGCCUGGACAAGGAGCAGCCGUUCUCGGGCUGCCUGACGCCAGAGGUCCAAGAAGCGCUGAAAGAGUGGAGCUGCAGACGGAGCCGAGAGGCCCAGAGACAGAAAGAGAAUCAGCAGAGCCAAAGGUGCGUUCGGAUACUGUUCCAGGACGGGGAGCGGAGCGCCGUGCGGACGUUGCAGUGGAGAGCCGGGGAGACGAGCCAGGCCCUGGCGCAGCUGUGUGCCGCCACCUUCGGAGUGUCCGACCCGCAGCAAUACACCCUGUACUGGCGCAGCGGCGGUGAGAUGAGGGCCCUGCCGCCCCAGGCCCAGCCCCAGGACCUGGCCAGCCACAGCGAGGGAGGCCCCUCGCUCUCCUACCUGAGGACCGACCACGACUUCAGCAAGAUGCGGCGGCUCACCAGGGGUGGCGCCGUGGACCUGAGCGAGUCGGUGUGUGAGGAGUGAGUGGGAGGCAUAGAGGAGGAAGGAGGAGGAAGGAAGGAAGGAAGGAAAGGAAGGAGGAGGAGGAGAUGGAUGGUGGCUCUUGCUUUCUCUCUCUCUUUCUCUCUCUUGUUCUGUCUCUUUUCUCUCUCCGACGGUGUGUUGUGUCUCGUCGUGGGUCGGGACUUUUUCGUGACAAACUGCAGCCCUUCUCCAGACCAGGAGCAGAGCUUUAAAACAAACAAACAAACAAACAAACAAAUGGUAAACUCUUCCCUGAAUGGACCGACGUGCAGAACAGAGCAGGACCAACGUAGGGGAGUGUUGCCAAAAAGUUGUACCAUGUACCACUCAGUGUGGCUGCUAGUGUAAAGGAGUGUGCUGCUUGUGACAAUGGAAAAUGUGUAAUAAAUGGAUUUUGGUUGUUAUUUGAAACAUGAACCCAGAGUUAUACCACGAAGCGAUUACAUCAUUAAAAACAAAACAAAAAAAACAUGUGAAGAGGCUCGAAUCCAAAGACGAAUUCUGUGAGACUACUGUUGCCUGGAAACUAAUCACUUCCUGCGAGCGCGCGCCGCAAGAAGGCAAAUAGUCCACCGCGGUGAUGUAACCCUUCCACUGUAUAGUUCUGGGUGAAAAUUGGAUAUUUUAUUACUUUUUUUGGGGUUUUUUUUUGCUCCUUUUAUGUGUAAAUGUCUGCAGAUUGAUUGCUGGAUGGAACUAUGCUGUUAAAAGGUGGGGGUACGAGGCUUUCUGUGCCCUCCUCCCUCCCUUCCCCCCACCCCAGUGACAAAAAAGGGGAGAUGUGUGAUAGCCACGACCAAACCUCAAUACCAAAGGGACGAAAAAAGAAGAUAAAAGAAAGGCCAUCUUGUGACACAACAGCUGUUUGCUUUGAAAGAAAUCAUGAGGGAAGCUUUAAAUCAGCUGUUUAUUUUUAGGCUCCCCCACAAAGACUAUUUUAUUUUUACUUCCUGAAGAGAAAAAAAAGGAAAGCAAAGAAGAAGAAGAAGCUCUUCUCCCAGCUUGCGUAUUCUAUUUAAUGGUUUUGGCAGGUGGAGUAAUGGGCGAGUAGGAGGGAAGUGAUAGAAAGGCAUCAUCUCUCUCUGUUUUUAAACCAAGUGAGGGAAGAAAAAAGACGGAAGCGCAUCACAUCCACACACCAGGACAACAGAUUUUACUGAAUGACUCGCGAAUGUAUUUAAAAUCUCUCUCAGUGUUUAUUCCUUUUCAGAACUGCAUCCGUUUCAUGUUUCGAUUCACCGCUUUUGAGUUCUACUGUUGGCCGAGCCUGUUUUUCUUUCUUUCUUUUUGUUAUAAGCGGACUGAGAGGACAGUCUGACCAAUAAAACCGGGAGCCUCGCGGCGACUGGUAGAAUGUAAAUGUGCACGUCGCCAGCCUCUUGGUGACUUCCUGCUGCAAGUCAUCACUAUCGACUGACUGUUCGACUCAGUGUCGUUAUCGAUGAUCAUUAUUGUGUGUAUUUAAAACUAACUUUGAAUAGUUGAAUUUGUUGGGUAGAUAUCGAACCUAAACAUGUGGACAUUCCAACAUUUCUGGAGUUUUUGGAUCAGCCGAGUCGGGGGAGGGGAGGAGGUUCAGUUUUGAGAUGUGUUUUGAACAUUAUUGCAUGCUUUUUUCAUUUUAACGCGAAGGUUCUGCGAAUGUGGCGUGCGCGUAUGUGUGCGUGUGCGUGUAUGUGUGCGUGAAGCAUGUGUUCAUUGUGAGAGCUCACUAUUUCUUUUCAGUGUAAAAACACAUGACUGUAUUUUGUCAGGUAACUCAGUAUCGCAAUAAAAAAAAAUUGCAAUA